Molecule: messenger RNA, 960 nt
Organism: Sinocyclocheilus grahami
Lineage: Eukaryota; Metazoa; Chordata; Actinopteri; Cypriniformes; Cyprinidae
Product: protein rolling stone-like
Cellular component (GO): membrane
Source: RefSeq, a predicted model, not a curated record
AUGGGUGCUAGUUGGACACAGAGCUGGAAGGAGGAGUUCAAAGUUCACAAACUCCACCUUCUCACCUCUAAACCAGAGCUUCUUCUUCAGCCACGGUGGGAUAUUCCUCCAUUGUUGUGGCUUCUGUACAGAUGUUUUAUGCUGCUCUACACCUUCAGCUGGUUUAUCUACACGGCUCUUCUCUUCAACACACCUAAAUCUAGCCAUAUCUCAUACUGUCUUAUGGUUAUCUACUAUGUGGUUUCUCUCUGUAAUCUGGCCUGGGCUUUCUUGGAAAUCAGAUGCUCCUCUCACAGAAUGAAAAGAGGUGUCAGUAGUGAAUGUGAGACCCUCCUUUCUCUUCCCGUCCCUCUCACCGCUGCUCUCUGUCUGCAGUGGCUCCUGCAUUCUCUAAUGGGCUGUUUUUCAUUAACUGUCUCCUUUCUAUACUGGACCAUAAUCCACCCCUUUGACCAGCACUCCUUCACAGCCUUCAACAUCAACAUCCAUGUUAUCAACAGCAUCCAGACCGCCGUGGAUCUGUUGUUGUCCUCCACACCCGUUCAUCUCACCCACUUCUUCUACGCUGUACUGGCCGGAGCCCUUUAUGUCAUAUUUGCUGUUGUUUAUUGGCUAAUGGCCGGCACAAACAUGUUUGGUCAACCCUACAUCUACAGCAUUCUUGAUUUCAGUGGGCACCCCCUAGUGGCAACACUUUGCAUUCUGGGAGUUUGUCUGCUUUGUUUACCAUCCUGUCACUUUGUGCUGUGGAACCUGCAGUUAUUGAGGGAGUGGAUGGUGAGCAGAGAGAAAGCGAGGAGAAUUGCUUUAAGGAGGGAGGUUUGGUGGUGUGUGAAGGUGUCUGGAGGAACAACCUUUGACCUUGUGCCUUCACUGGAUCCAGCAGCCUCUGUGUUUGAGACAAGCAGGAGGACAGCCAUGAUGAAGGACCAACAGUCACAGUCACUCACUCUUGUUUGA